CCAAAUAAAUCUAUUACCGAAUGAAGGCCCGCGUGGAAAUGGGCGGCACGGCAGACAAGAGCAAUCCAUGCCAGAGACCGGAGCCCUGGAACUGUCUUGCUGCAGCUGGGUCUGAGUGGGGCUGGGAAGGGCGUUAACCCUGGCGGUGCCGGGGCAGGUAAAAUAUUUGCUUUUGCUGAAGACUUUGCCAUGCUAAGAAGAUGGAAGAAAAUAAAAUGACAGUCUCCUCACCAUUUGGGCUGCACUUAGUGCACUUGGAUCUCAAAGGUGCUCCACCAAAGGUCUCCUACCUGGCUGAGAUCUUUCCUUUAUUUCGUACCCUUGGUGCCAAUGGUCUUCUCAUUGAGUAUGAAGACAUGUUUCCUUAUGAGGGAGAGCUGAAGCCACUGAGAGCAGAGCAUGCUUACAGUGCCUCAGAGAUUAAAGAGAUUUUAAAUUUGGCAAAAUUGCACGAGUUAGAAGUUAUCCCUCUGGUGCAGACCUUUGGACACAUGGAAUUUGUCCUAAAACACCAAGAGUUUUCUCAUCUCCGGGAGGUGGAGAUGUUUCCAAACGCCCUCAACCCACACAAAGAGGAAUCCCUGAUGCUGGUCAGUGCAAUGAUUGACCAGGUGGUGGCGCUGCAUGAUGGCUUACGAUGGUUUCACAUAGGCUCUGAUGAGGUCUACUAUCUCGGGGAAGGGGAGGAGUCAAAGCAGUGGCUGCAGAAAGAAGAGAACAGCACAGAGAAGCUAUGUCUGUCCCACAUGAAAGCUGUUGCAAGUUGCAUGGUCUCGUCUCAUCCGGCGGUGAAGCCCAUUGUGUGGGAUGAUAUGCUCAGGGGGGUGAGUGAGGAAACGCUGACAGAGUCCGGGGUAGCUCAGCUGAUGGAGCCAAUGAUCUGGGACUAUGCACCGGAUCUUGACGAGAAUGACAAAGUGCUUCUCGUUGAAAAGUACCACAAGUGUGGCUUCCCCAAGCUGUGGUUUGCUAGUGCCUUUAAAGGAGCCACUGGGGCGAAUCAGUCUCUAACCCUGAUUGGACACCACCUAAAAAACCAUCUGCAGUGGCUGAAAGUGGCAAACAGCACUCCUGCUGAUAUGCUCCAAGGCAUCGCCCUGACUGGCUGGCAAAGGUAUGACCACUUCUCUGUCUUAUGUGAGCUUCUUCCAGUGGGAAUCCCAUCACUAGCUGUGUGUCUACAGGCACUACAGAAUGGUGGCUAUUCUGAAAAGGUUAAAGAAAAUGUGGAGAAACAGCUGGGGCUCUCAAGUCUGGAAAUUGACACUUUCAUGAGUGAAAGUUCAGGGACCUUUCCAGGGAGUGACAUCUUCACACUUGUGACUCAGGUCUGCUUCUAUCUGAAGCCCUCAGUGGAUGAACUUCUUGAAAGAAACAGGUAUGUCACAGGCUGGUUCAGCCCCUACCACAGAAAGAGGAAGAUUGUUCAUCCUAUAAUGAUGCAUCAUUUUCAGCCGGAUGCAUUAAGGGUCACCUGAUGAUCUCAUCUCUUUUGUCAUGACUUAAUUGCAAAUGUAGUUGGUGCAGUUGGCGAAUGAUCAUGGUGAAGAACAUGAACUGUAGCACGCUCUGUUCACGUCUUCCUUUGGUUUCUGUUUAGUCUUCUAGACAAGUGGAAUGCUGUGAUGCAAGAGCUUCAAGCAGCCCUUAACAGAGUUUUCUACAUGUGUACCCUAGAAGAGUGGAUGGAGGAGAAUGUCCAUCCCAGCUUACACAAACUGCAGGAAGUAGUGGAUGACCUAGACAAAGCAAUACAAGCACAAUCCUAGCUGCCCUCACAAACUGCCAGACGACUUAUCUGAGACCCUGCCUGGUACAAAUUCAUGAGUAACAGUAUAGCCAAAGCUUAAACCACCCAUGGAAUAAACGGGAUGCAACUUCCCUGAAGUUGAGCUGGGCCAUAUCCACAGCAAGGAAUUUGCAUCAGCACAGCUAGAAUGAUGAAGUAUGAAAAUGUGGAGUUCUAUCUUUACCUCCAACCAAUGCCAAAACUCAGCCUCUGAAAUCAGCUACUGCAAUGUGCAUACUUGACCAGACUUACUCCAGUGUAUAACAAUGAAAGCAAGAACGAGGCGAAGCUUGGCUGUGUUCUUAGUAGUAAGAGAAUAGGGAAAGGAGAAAGUGCAUCAAGACAGAUCUUGAAUUUUGAAAAUCUCUCCCUUUUAGGUAAAAGUGACCUGAAAAAGUAAUGUGGCAAAUUCCAGUCACUCACCAGUAUGAGCUGAAUGCCCCUCAAGAUUCCGCAUACUUCUGCCUUGUUGUAGGUCUUUAUCUCCUUCCAUUAUGGCCAUCUGAUUCUUGCUCAGAGGCAGUGUUCCGGUACGUAUCCUACUGCAGCAUCAUGACAAAACUUCAGUCAAUCCAUGGCUCUGGAUAAGUCCUGUUUGUGACAUUCUUAGUUUCUAAAGUAUAGAAAGGAACUUUAAAAAACAAAAAGCCUAUAUCCAGCUUUGAGGACGUUCAGAACUGAAGGUCACAACUUGAUCUUUUUAAAAAAAAAAUUUAUUAAGAUACAGGUCUUAACUGGCUUUUUAGGAGAACAGGAGAAAGAUGUCCUUGAGGGCUGUGACAUCACAGCAUCGUGUAUAACGGGGUAUCAAAGCAGGAGUCAGCUGGCUUCAGUGGACUUACAGGACUUGAAAUGAGAGGUGGGAAACUAAUGUUUGGUAAUGUGCUGAACACUGCAGUCUGGUUAUUUGAGGAAGUUUCUUAAAGCCUCUUAACGUAACAGAAAAGUACCCAAAUCACUUCAGACACCCUUCAGUUGUUAGCUUCAUAACUAUAAAUCUGACUUCUGUUGCAUCUACUUGCAAAGUUAGAAACUAGUCUGAAGUCAAUAGAAAGACACCCAUAGGCUUUCUGUGCUUGAGGUGAGGGCUCUUAAUGGUUUAUAGACAAGUUCAUGUUUCAUAGCCUUGUAAACUGGUUAACAAGCAUAUUGUAACUACUGGGCACAAAAUAAGUCAGUGAAAAUCAGAUACUCCAAGUGUGAAUUUACAAUAAACAUUCAAAAUACCUUUUAAAA
Chelonia mydas (Green sea turtle) is the source of this 3025-nucleotide messenger RNA. RefSeq names its product hexosaminidase D (gene HEXD). NCBI's taxonomy places the organism in Eukaryota, Metazoa, Chordata, Testudines, Cheloniidae. Gene Ontology annotation, molecular function: hexosaminidase activity. The record is from RefSeq and is a predicted model, not a curated record. The transcript has 13 exons. Gene Ontology annotation, biological process: carbohydrate metabolic process. Bases 201 to 1478 code for a protein of 425 amino acids.